UGCUAGCAGUCAGAGACAGAUCUAAGCAAACAGAACUAAGAACCAUUUGUAUUCCAGAAGUCUUCUAGCUAUGUUGUUGAUAAUAAGCCUUUGUCUGUUUGCAGUUUCUCCAGCCCUCUUUUUUCCAGUUCAAGAAGCCUGUACUAAAGGACGAAACAAGUUGCUGCUCAUCUCCUUUGACGGAUUCAGGUGGGAUUAUGACCGGGAUGUGGACACACCAAAUCUCGACAGGAUGGCUCAAGAUGGCAUAAAAGCUACUUAUGUCACCCCACCCUAUAUAACAAUCACUAGCCCGAGUCACUUCUCUCUGCUUACAGGCCGUUACAUUGAGAAUCAUGGCGUGAUUCACAAUAUAUGGUUCAACACCACUACUCAAGAGAAGAAGCAAUAUUACAAGGCACAGUUUGUCGAUGACUACUGGGACAACGGCAGUCUACCGAUAUGGAUCACAGCUCAAAGACAGGGUCUGAAAACAGGCUCCUUGCAUUUUCCGGCUACGGCUGCCACAUAUCAAAAUGAGACUGUGCAAGUGAGAGAGGUGGAAUCUCAAUUUUAUGACUACACCAAUGAGACAGACUGGAGAGUGAAUGUGGAUAAAGUGAUGGGUGAUUGGUUUAAAACACAGGAUUUGGACUUUGUCUCACUAUAUUUCGGUGAACCAGACCAGACAGGCCAUAAAUAUGGGCCUGAAUCCCCAGAGCGGCGUGAUGCAGUAAGGAAGGUGGACCGUACCAUCGGCUAUAUACGUGACACCGCACAAAAGCAUGGUCUUGCUGACCACCUAAACAUCAUCAUCACUGCCGAUCAUGGUAUGACUACUGUACUGAAAGGGAAUGCAAUAAAGCAGAUUACACUGUCCCAAAUCCCUGGCUUCUCAUUUCGGGAUAUUAAGUUUCAGUUGUUGGACUAUGGCCCUAAUGGGAUGCUGUUGCCUAAGGAGGGCAUGCUUGAGAAAGUUUAUAAUGUUCUCAAAGGUGCACAUCCUAAUCUCCAUGUCUAUAAGAAGAAAGAUAUGCCUGCUCGUUUGCAUUAUUCAAAUCAUCCACGUAUUUUACCCCUCAUUCUCUAUGCUGACCCAGGAUAUAUAAUUAAUGGGCUUUUCCCAGUUCAGACCAGUAAAGGAGAACAUGGGUUUGAUAAUCAAGCUUUAGACAUGAAGGCUUUCUUCAGGGCAGUGGGGCCUGACUUUCACAAAAACCGAGUAGUGGGACCUUUUGAAACAGUCAAUGUUUAUCCCUUAAUGUGUCAUCUACUGGGAAUUAAACCUGAAAUCAAUGAUGGCUCUCUUGAUAACACCAGACAUCUUCUAGUCUCUGGUGGGCAACAGUGUGACAGCAAAGAAGCAGAUCAGAUAAGUGUUGUCACAGGCCUAGCUGCAGUUGUUGGGUUUCUGGUAGUUGUCUUCAUCAUUGUUUCAUCUUAUAAUGUCUUCAAGCGAAAGAGAAGUAAUAUAAGGUGUGAUCCCAAAGCAAAGCACCAAGACGAUGUUGAUUCAAAGAAAACAGCAUUGUGAUUAUCAUUCAUUUAAAUUAGAAUGUUUUCAUACAUUUGUAUUUUUCAUUUUCCACAACAACAAAAAAAAGUCUGCACAGUGAACAUUAACAAUUUGAUUAGGAAGUUAGUGCUAUUAUUUAUUUUAUAAAAGUGAUCUUGUCAGACAUUAUGCAAAUAGUUUAAGAAAAAGACUGAACAUUGUCAAGAUAUUUAUUAAACAUGUGAUGUAAGAAACUGAAGAUCAUUUGAAUAUUUAACUUGAUAGAAGAAUUCAUGAUAUUUAUUCGGAUUAUAUCAUGCUUGUGUCCUGGUUCUCUACUGCCAUCUAGUGGAGAUAGCCUAGCACUCAGCUAUCCAUAGCAAAACUUU
This is a messenger RNA of Tachysurus fulvidraco (yellow catfish), 1863 nucleotides long. It is a transcript of the gene enpp7.2, whose product is annotated as ectonucleotide pyrophosphatase/phosphodiesterase 7, tandem duplicate 2. The transcript has 6 exons. The coding region runs from base 71 to 1513 and encodes 480 amino acids. NCBI's taxonomy places the organism in Eukaryota, Metazoa, Chordata, Actinopteri, Siluriformes, Bagridae. The record is from RefSeq and is a predicted model, not a curated record.